Messenger RNA from Oncorhynchus keta (chum salmon), 1711 nucleotides. Its product is annotated as E3 ubiquitin-protein ligase RNF186-like. The record is from RefSeq and is a predicted model, not a curated record. The coding region runs from base 296 to 703 and encodes 135 amino acids. The transcript is spliced from 3 exons. NCBI's taxonomy places the organism in Eukaryota, Metazoa, Chordata, Actinopteri, Salmoniformes, Salmonidae. Gene Ontology annotation, molecular function: ubiquitin protein ligase activity. Gene Ontology annotation, biological process: protein ubiquitination.
ACACACACAAAGUUUCGUCAUAGGAUAGUUGGUCGCUGUGCUGAAAAUCUUCCAGAACCUGUUCCUGACCUACGCUCCUAAGCACAGAUCUAGGAUCAGCUCAUCCUCAUCAAAUCCAAACCAAGACCUUAUUAAACCACAAGGGGAACACUAACCUCAGACCAGCGUUUAAACCCCAUGUCUUCCUGCCAAGACACUGACACUCCUUCCAGAAUUCCUCUGCGCUCCAGCCGUCCAUCCAUCCAUCCAUCCAGCCGUCCAUCCAUCCAUCCAUCCACACCCCAGCCAGCCAGCCAUGGGUCUGAUGGGCGAGGACAUGGAGUGCUGUGUCUGCCUCCAGCCCUACUCUCGCAGGGAGAAGAUCCCUCGGAUGCUCCACUGUAAGCACACAUUCUGUGGGCUGUGCUUGCAGGCGAUGUCCAGGCUCCAAAGCGGCCUACUGACAGUCUGCUGCCCCCUGUGCCGUUGGAUCACCUGCACCGAGCCCAGCCUCACCCUGCCGGGGUCGCUGUGGAUUAACACUGAGAUCUGGGACCAGAUACUAGACAGACAACAGGAAGAGGAGGAGGAGGAGGAAGAGUGGAAGGGAGCUAACAGACAGACUCGGACCACUACACAGUACAGUUGUUCUCCAUCAAGGCAUUGUGGCCUGAGGCUCAAACUGCAGAAUUUCCUGAGGAGGAUGAAGCACAAUGUACUGUAAACCGAGAAGACGAACAGCAGAGAGAAAGAAGCCUGGAUUUUCCCAUUUCAGAGCAGGAGAGACUUAUUGAGUAAUGAAGCUAAUUCACAAAACAGGACCGACCGGUGAUUUUCCAUAAUGAAGCAAGAUUGAACCAAUUAUUCAUAUGCUUUGUGUUUGAUUGACUUUGGGAAUGUGUAAUGUUCUCAGUCGACUUACCUGGUAAAAUAAGGGUUAAAUUAUAAUAUUAAUAAUAAAGGAUGGAUAGGUGGAGUAAAUAAAAAAUAAGAUAUUAAAUGGAUUGAGGAAGAAAGAAAGAUAAAGGAAGUUAUGGACAGACAGACAGACAGACAGACAGACAGACAGACAGACAGACAGACAGACAGACAGACAGACAGACAGACAGACAGACAGACAGAUAGACAGAUAGACAGAUAGAUAGAUAGAUAGAUAGAUAGUGUACAUUGUUAAAACACUGUAUAUAUAUAUAUAUAUAUAUAUAAUAUGACAUUUGUAAUGUCUUUAUUGUUUUGAACCUUCUGUAUAUGUGUAAUGUUUACGGUUAAUUUUUAUUGUUUAUUUCACUUUAUAUAUUCACUUUAUAUAUUAUCUACCUCACUUGCAUUGGCAAUGUUAACACAUGUUUCCCAUGCCAAUAAAUCCCCUUGAAUUGAAUUGAAUUGAUAGAGGGGUGAAGGUUAGAGACUGUGUGCUGUACAAUGUGUGCUGUGGACAAUACAAUAUGCUGUGAACAAUGUUUAUAAUAAUGUUUAAUGAUUUGAUAAAAGGUGUAUUACUGCGUGAAGGGAAGUGGAGGUUUAGUAUUUAUUAUGACAUCAUUUUAGAACAGCUUUAAUGUUGCAGAUUGUUUCUUUUAUCAAUGUAAUUGUCUGCAUCAUUUCCAGUCCCCCAAACCAGGGAUGUUGGAUUAGUUUAUCCUCAUUGUACAUGUUUAAUUCAUCUGUUCUGUUUGAAGAGCAGGUUUUUUAUACUGGAAUUAGAUUUAUUGGUUAAUAAAUACAUCCACUU